Molecule: messenger RNA, 1761 nt
Organism: Castor canadensis (American beaver)
Lineage: Eukaryota; Metazoa; Chordata; Mammalia; Rodentia; Castoridae
Gene: Dnaaf3
Product: dynein axonemal assembly factor 3
Biological process (GO): axonemal dynein complex assembly; motile cilium assembly
Source: RefSeq, a predicted model, not a curated record
AUGACCACGCCUGCGGGCUCCGGCACGGGCUUCGGCUCGGUGUCCUGGUGGGGCCUGUCCCCGGCGCUGGACCUUCAAGCUGAAAGUCCUCCUCUGGAUCCGAACUGUCAGGCAGAUACAGCGCACAAGACCCCCGAGCUGGACGUGUUGCUGCUGGGCUCCGUGGAUGGGCGACACCUGCUGCGGACCCUGGCCCGGGCUGCGCUCUGGCCUCGAAGGAGGUUCAACUUCUAUGUGCUAGAGAAUAAUCUGGAAACUGUGGCUCGACACAUGCUGAUCUUCAGCCUAGCCCUGGAGGAGCCCGAGAAGAUGGGGCUCCAAGAGCGGAGCGAGACCUUCCUGGAGCUGUGGGGGAACGCGCUGCUGCGCCCCCAGGUGGCCGCCUUCGUGCGCGCCCAGGCCGGCCACCUGGCGCACCUGGUCCCGGAGCCCGACCGCCUGGCAGAGCAUCUUCCCUGGCUCAGUCUCGGCCCGCUCAAGUUCCGCGAGCGGGACGCUCUAGAGGCCGUGUUCCGCUUCUGGUCUGGCGGCGAGAAGGGACCCGAGGCCUUCCCCAUGAGCCGGCUCUGGGACUCGCGGCUGCGCCACUACCUGGGCUCGCGCUACGAUGCCAGGCGCGGUGUCAGCGACUGGGACCUGCGCAUGAAGCUGCACGACCGCGGGGCCCAAGUCAUCCACACCCAUGAAUUCCGACGCUGGCGGGACACAGGCGUAGCCUUUGAACUAAGAGACUCCUGCGCUUACCACUUGCCCAACAGGACCCUGGCGUCUGGUCGUCUCCUGAGCCACCAUGGGGAGCGAGUGGCAGCGCGUGGGUACUGGGGGGACAUUGCUACAGGGCCCUUCGUGGCCUUCGGCAUCGAGACAGACGACCAGAGCCUCCUGCGGACCAACAAUGGACAGCCGGUUAAGACCGCUGGUGAGAUCACGCAGCACAAUGUGACAGAGCUGUUACGAGAGGUGGCCGCCUGGGGGCGCCCCAGAACCGGCCAGGGGAUCCCAGAGGGUAGCUCUGAGCCAUCCGCUUCAGUGCCCACUCAGGAAUUCUUCACAGUCCACUUCCUAUCCUUGGGUUCUGCUCAGACUCUUCACCAUAAGGACUGCUACCAGGGCCGGUUCCAGCUUCUCUAUGUCGCCAGUGGGAUGGUCCAUCUUCUCAGCCCUGAACUUGGAGCCUGCGUGGCCCCUGGAGGCAACCUGGUUGUAGAAUUAGCCCGGUACCUGGUAGACCUGCGGCCUGAGCAGCUGCAGGCAUUCUCCUCCCGGGUAGGAGAGCUAGCGCAGGCGGCUGGGUUUGCCCCGCAGACUGGGGCCAGCCCCUCGGAGACCUUCGCGCGCUUCUACAAGUCGGGGGACUCUGCUCAGGACAGCGUCGACCCAGCUGUGAAAUCCGGACAUCAAACCUGUGACAUCCUUGCUCCAUCUCCAGAAUCAAUGAGCCCACCCCAGGAGGACCUGGCCAAGCCCCCAGGAGCAAUGAGGCCGCAGCAGGAGGACCUGGCCAAGCCCCCAGGAGCAAUAAACCAGGAUCUGGACAAGACUCCAGAAGCAAUGAGCCCGCCCCAGGAGAAUCUGGCCCCGCCUCCAGAAGCAAUGAGCCUGACCAAGUAGGACCUGGCCCCUCUCCAGAAGGUCGAGCCCCACCCCCCUAAAUCCUCCAGUGUUCCUCAGAGUCUCAAGGUCCACUCUAGGAGGGCCCUAUGUGGAGAGAUUCUGUCCAUACCCAUAGUGAGUCCGCUUUCAAAACUACAAUUUGACUGA